Messenger RNA from Drosophila navojoa, 581 nucleotides. RefSeq names its product sterile alpha motif domain-containing protein aveugle (gene ave). Gene Ontology annotation, biological process: cell surface receptor protein tyrosine kinase signaling pathway. NCBI's taxonomy places the organism in Eukaryota, Metazoa, Arthropoda, Insecta, Diptera, Drosophilidae. Gene Ontology annotation, molecular function: protein binding. Gene Ontology annotation, cellular component: cytoplasmic side of plasma membrane. The record is from RefSeq and is a predicted model, not a curated record.
UUGUCUAGGACAAGUUGGACGCAGUACGACAAAUUGGUAGACCUUUCUAGAACAAGUCUCGUAGAGACUGCACCAACACCGCAAUAAUGGGGGAAGAAACCGGCAAUGUGACACAAAACAAAGUACGAGCCAAAACAACGAGACCAAAGGCCGUUCACCAGUGGACUGUCGGCGACGUACAGAAAUGGUACGACCGACACUGCGGGGAAUAUACUAAAUACGUAGGACUGUUUGCGGAGCAUGACAUUACCGGUCGAGCUCUGCUCCGCAUCACAGACUCAACCCUCCAGCGAAUGGGCAUCACGGACAAUCGAGAUCGCGAGGCCAUUUGGCGUGAGAUUGUGAAGCAGCGGCUCAAGACGGAUAUUAUGGAAAUCCGUGAUAUGGAACGUCUCAAUAUGCACUAGAUGUGGUCAUAUGAGCUGGCCAUGGACACAAUUACUCAGGAAUGUGAAAUUAUGAUAUUAGCAAAGAAAAUCAUAGCAAGUGAUCAUUCGUAGUAUUAUAACGUAGUAAGCUAAAUAUAAGAAACUAUCAUAAUACAUUAUACAAGAAAGUCGUCUUAGCUGCUCAAAUGUUAA